GGAUAAUUCUGAAAUGUCUUGUACAUAUGUACAAAUAACGUGACAAUGUUUGUUCACAAACGAGCAUUUAUCAGUGCAUUCUUUAAAUAUCGUCUUUUAAUUUACAAUAACAUUUACAGCACAUUGUAAUAAUGUAAGCGAAUCACAUCAGGAUAAAAUCGCAAGAAUGUGACAUUUUAAAAUUAUAAAAAGAGAGAUGUACAAAAACGCACUCGUGUUGUAUGUUACAUAUAUGUGAGAAUAUAAAAUUUCCUCAGCGCAUCAAUGUUUUGAAAACGUGUCUCUUUUCUAAGCAUGUAAAAACAAUUUGACGUAUCCAUUCGAACAGUUGUUUUAAUCAACGUGGCAACGCUGCUUGAAAAUAUAGCUCGACUAUAUCAGACACUCUUUUGUUCAGUAUCGUCAACGUGAGAGACUGAGAGUAGAUGUGAAGCGUUUUUGUCAAGUAUCCAAGUUAGAUACUUGUUUUCCUUGAUUUUUAUACGGGAUUAAAAAUCCGUCUCGUCAGUAUUACAUAUUUCUUUUAAUAAGUAUUAAUGAUGAGUAAAGUAAUAUAAAGUGUGAUUAUUAGUGCAGUGGAAUCCGAAUGCAAGAUACAGUGUGUGGGAUGUAGGAUCCUCUUGCAAUCUCAGGGGAAUCCCCAGAGCAAAAAUUUGCAUAACUUGAUUUCAUCAUUUUGUAACAUCUGUAAUUAUACCUUUCUCAGCGUAGAAAAUAAGAAGAAUUUAUGAUAUACAGAGUUAUUUUGACGUAAAUAUUACAAAGUGGAUUGAAAAAUAUGUCUGAACAAACAAAAAUUGAAAAUAUUCAUGAAUUAAAUAUAGCAGAGAAUGGAAAUCAAACACUGGAUAUAUUUAACAAAAAUCACAACUUUGCACCAUUAAGUUAUACAGGAAUAAACAUUGGUAGAUGUUGGUGUACAUGGAAACACAAAUUUUUAAGUUUUCUUCAGAAAGAAGAUGCCAAAGAAUUAUAUAAGAAUCAGUGGACGAUCGUGAUGUUAAUGUUGAUUGGACCAAUUGGAGAAGAAGCAUAUAAGAAUCUUUUCCCAAGUGUUCAUGAAGUAAAAGACUUAGAAACAGUAUUAUGUCAGCUGGAUAUACACUUCAUUUUUGGAAAUAGAAAAAAACAGAAUAACGAAAAUGUCGAUAAGUAUAUUGAUAACUUGAUGUUUGUUGCUAUCGCGAGCAAUCAUAGUGACCUUGUGGGCAUCGUAAAGGAGAAAAUUAUACAGGAUAUUAAAAGUCACAAUUUCACGGGAAAAGCUAUGCUUUUUAUACGAUCCAAAGGAGAGGAUCUUGCACCAUUUUUGCGAUCGUUGGAUCUUCAUCAAAUUACGCUGUUUUGGAAACAGUGCGAGGAAUUUGCGUUGCAAAAAAAUCGCGAGAAUGUACAAGCGCAAUCUUCUAAUUCGCAAUUCACUGAAAUGCAAUGCGUUCGUUGUGGCACUUGCCAUGACAGAAAUUCUUGUCCAGCUCAUGGAGCACAAUGUGACAAGUGUAAAGGGUACAAUCAUUUUACGGAUAACUGUAAGAUAAAAUACGUAUUCGACUGUAGUAAGUGUGGAACGCAUCACGUUCAAUCACGUUGUCUUGCUUUUGGUGAAUUGUGCAGAAAUUGUGGCAAGGUGAACCAUUUCUCAUGGUUAUGUAAAGUUCCUAUUGUAAAAAAUUGCCUCAGAUGUGGUGGAGAUCAUGCUAUGUCUAUGUGUCCAGCUCAAGGUCGUGUAUGUUCUCGAUGUAAGAACCAAUCACAUGGAGGAAAAUGUUUGAGCAGACUGCAAAAUAAAUAG
Pogonomyrmex barbatus (red harvester ant) is the source of this 1792-nucleotide messenger RNA. RefSeq lists its product as uncharacterized. Gene Ontology annotation, molecular function: zinc ion binding; nucleic acid binding. The record is from RefSeq and is a predicted model, not a curated record. NCBI's taxonomy places the organism in Eukaryota, Metazoa, Arthropoda, Insecta, Hymenoptera, Formicidae.